AUGGCUUUGCCAGCGCUGCCCAAAGUAGAACUUCGAGAACUGGGCAACACAGGCCUCAAGCUCAGCUGCGUCGGCUUCGGCGCCUCGCCUCUAGGCAACGUCUUCGGUCCCGUCUCUGAUGACGAAGCCAUCGGCUCCGUUCGCGAAGCCUUUCGUCGUGGCAUCAACUUCUUCGACACCUCUCCGUACUAUGGCGGGACUUUGUCAGAGAAGGUGCUUGGUAAAACACUAAAAGCUCUAGGCGUCCCAAGGAAUGAGUACAUUGUGGCAACCAAGUGUGGGCGCUAUGCUGACGGUUUUGAUUUCAGUGCGGAUAGAGUGACUAAGAGCAUUGAUGAGAGCUUGGAAAGGUUGCAGCUGGAUUACGUUGAUAUACUGCAAUGCCAUGAUAUUGAAUUUGGGUCUCUAGAUCAGAUUAUCAAUGAAACCAUCCCUGCCCUAAAGAAACUCAAGGAAGCAGGGAAGAUUCAUUUCAUUGGUAUUACAGGACUUCCAUUGGGAAUUUUCACAUACGUUCUCGAUCGGGUACCACCUGGCACAGUGGACGUGGUUCUGUCAUAUUGCCACUACGGUAUUAAUGAUUCAGCUUUGGAGGAUUUAUUACCAUACCUAAAGAGCAAAGGUGUUGGUGUCAUUAGUGCUUCUCCACUUGCUAUGGGCCUUCUAACCGAGAGUGGUCCUCCAGAAUGGCACCCAGCAUCUGCUGAAUUGAAGUCUGCGUGCCGAGCUGCUGCUGUCUAUUGUAAAGAGAGUGGGAAGAACAUUUCAAAGUUAGCUAUGCAAUACAGUUUGUCCAACAAGGAUAUCUCUUCAGUGCUUGUUGGCAUGAACUCCAUUAAACAGGUUGAGGAAAAUGUUGCUGCUGCUGUGGAGCUUGAAACUGUUGGGAAGGAUGAAAAAACUCUAGCAGAGGUUGAAGCUAUUCUGAAACCUGUGAAGAACCAGACAUGGUCUAGUGGAAUCCAGCAGAGCUGA
This is a messenger RNA of Prunus armeniaca (apricot), 975 nucleotides long. NCBI's taxonomy places the organism in Eukaryota, Viridiplantae, Streptophyta, Magnoliopsida, Rosales, Rosaceae. The record is from the annotation of a GenBank genome assembly.